CACUAUCCAAAACCUAGUUUAGUGAUUGGAACCGGGUCGGGUACACCGAGUCAACUCGGAUGGUUCGGAUAUCCGGGUUGUGAUCAUAGCCACCAGGAUGAAUGUGGGUGGGUCAACCCGUCGAUUAGUUCACCAUUGAUUCAUUCACUAUGCCAUGUGGAAUCGACCCAACGAAAUAUGUGUUAUACGGUUACGAUUAUGGCAAAAAUCAUGAAUGAAAUAAUUAUUAGUAAUGGUGACGCGCAUUAA
Molecule: messenger RNA, 249 nt
Organism: Ambispora gerdemannii
Lineage: Eukaryota; Fungi; Glomeromycota; Glomeromycetes; Archaeosporales; Ambisporaceae
Source: the annotation of a GenBank genome assembly